Messenger RNA from Carya illinoinensis, 4125 nucleotides. RefSeq lists its product as uncharacterized. The record is from RefSeq and is a predicted model, not a curated record. Gene Ontology annotation, molecular function: nucleic acid binding; RNA-DNA hybrid ribonuclease activity. Lineage: Eukaryota; Viridiplantae; Streptophyta; Magnoliopsida; Fagales; Juglandaceae. The coding region runs from base 1 to 4125 and encodes 1374 amino acids. The transcript has a single exon.
AUGAAAAUCUUAGCAUGGAACUGCCGAGGGCUUGGGAACCCUCGGACAGUUAGAUACCUUAACCUCCUUGUUAAGGAAAAGAGCCCAACCAUGAUAUUUCUCAUGGAGACUAAGUGUAUGAAAGUGAGGAUUGAAGAGGUGUGUAACAUGCUGGGUUAUGAUGGUUGUCUGGUAGUGGAUAGUAGAGGAAGUAGUGGGGGUUUAACUUUUUUAUGGAAGACAAGGGACAAGGUUUCAAUCUAUAAUUACUCGAGAUGGCAUAUCAGUGCAAUGGUAGGCAUGGGAAUGGAACAACCAUGGCUUUUUACAGGCUUCUAUGGGAACCCAGAAACCUCAAAAAGGCACCUGAGUUGGGAUUUCCUCAAGUCUAUCAAACCUGAUGACAGUACACCCUGGAUGUGUUGUGGGGACUUUAAUGAAAUAGUAUGUCAAGAUGAGAAGAUGGGAGGGGGUCCUAGGCCGUAUAACCAGAUGGAAAUAUUCAGGAAUACUCUUGAAUGGUGCUCAUUGAGUUCACUAGUGACAAAGGGCCCCUGCUUUACUUGGGCAAACAACCGAGAGCAAGACUCCUUUAUAAAGGAAAGAUUGGAUAGAGCCCUUGCAAACCCAAUGUGGUUAGAAAGGUAUCAAGAAUCAUCCUGUUGUGUCCUACCAACCAUGACUUCAGACCAUUGCCCUGUACUCAUUGAUGUGAUUUACCAGCAAGAUCAACCAAGGCCUCAUGUAAAGAGGUUUAGAUACGAAGCUGCCUGGUCACUAAGAAAGGAGUGUGAAGCUACUCUUAAAGAAGCCUGGGUUAAGCCAAUUCAUGAAAGAGCAGCUGCUGAGACCAUAAGGAGUAGGCUGACUAUGAGUGCUACUGUGCUGAGAAAAUGGAAUGAAAAAGUUAUAAGGAAAGCCCCCAAAGAAAUUAGACAGAAACUGAAAGCCCUGGAAGAACUUCAAGAGCUAAACAAAGGGGACCAAUUAGACUCAAUCAGAAAAUUAAAAGGUGAUAUUGAUCAAGAUCUAGCAGCAGAGGACCUGAAAUGGAAACAAAGAGCCAAACAGCAUUGGCUACAAAAUGGAGAUAGAAAUACUACUUUCUACCACCUGCAUGCAUCCCAUAGGAGGAAAAUCAACAAGAUAUCACAGAUUAUGGACCACAGGAAUUGCCUGAUUUCAGAAAAAGACCAAGUUGGAAGGGUUAUUACAAGAUAUUUCUCAGACCUUUUCACCUCUUCCUCCCCAUCAGGUAUAGAGGAUUGCAUCAAGGAUAUGCCCAACAAAGUCUCUACAGCAAUGAAUGAACUGCUUCUCCAGGAGUUCACAGAAGAGGAAGUUAAGAAUGCUGUCUUCCAAAUGAAAAGCAUGGGAUCACCAGGCCCUGAUGGUUUUCCAGCCUGUUUCUUUCAAACACAUUGGAAUACUACAGGGAAGGAAGUCUCAAGAUUUGUGCUCAACAUUCUCAAUACUGCUGGUUCUUUGGAAGGGGUAAAUGACACCUAUAUUACCCUGAUCCCAAAGAUCAAGAACCCCACCAAAGUCUCUGAUUAUAGACCAAUUAGCCUAUGUAAUGUCAUUUACAAAGUGGUAGCUAAAGUGUUAUCAAAUAGGCUUAAACUUAUCUUGCCUGACAUAAUUUCUGUGAACCAAAGUGCUUUUGUUCCAGGUAGGGCCAUAACAGAUAACAUUAUGGUGGCUUACGAGACCCUCCACUCCAUGUCCACAAGAAUACAAGGAAAGUCAGCUUAUAUGGCUCUCAAACUUGACAUGAGUAAAGCCUAUGAUAGGGUGGAGUGGGAUUUUCUGGAAGUUGUAAUGUGCAAAAUGGGGUUUGACAGAAGAUGGGUUACACUGGUAAUGAAUUGCAUCAGGUCUGUUUCAUACUCAGUAUUGCUUAAUGGAGAGGCUCAGUCUACAUUUAAGCCAACUAGAGGCCUAAGGCAAGGGGAUCCCAUAUCCCCUUACCUGUUUAUCAUAUGUGCUGAGGCCCUAUCAAACCUCCUGACUCAGGCUGAAUCAAAGGGCAAAAUAUCAAGUAUUCCAAUGGGAAGAGGACCAACCAAGAUAAACCAUCUGUUCUUUGCUGAUGACAGUAUGAUAUUCUGUAAAGCAAGCACACUGGAGUGGAGAAGAAUGCUAGGCAUGCUGACUACAUAUGAGCAGGCCUCUGGACAGCUUUUGAACAAAGAGAAAUCUGCAAUAUACUUCAGCAGAAACACUACAAGUGAGUGCAGAGCCAACAUAACUCGAAUUGCAGGUGUAACUCCUACAGCAUCUUUUGGAAAAUACUUAGGCUUACCAGCCAUGGUAGGAAGAACAAAAGUAGCAUGUUUCCAUGGCCUAAUUGAUAGAAUGUGGUCAAAGAUCAAUAACUGGAAGACAGACAAGCUGUCAGUAGCUGGAAAAGAGGUGCUGCUCAAGUCAGUACUACAGGCAAUUCCCACAUACACAAUGGGUAUCUUUCUCCUACCAAAGUCCAUCACCAAGAGGCUUGACCAGAUGCUAAGGAAGUUUUGGUGGGGUUUUAGUGGGGAUCAAACUAAAAUGCAGUGGAUAAAGUGGAGCCGAAUCAACAAAGCAAAAGAUCAGGGGGGCUUGGGUUUCAGAGAUUUCAAUAGCUUCAACAUGGCUCUUUUAGCAAAGAAUGGGUGGAAUCUGCUGCAAAGCCCUACAUCUCUCCCUGCCACCAUCCUCAGACAAAAGUACUUCCCACAUGGGUCCAUUUUAAAGGCAAAAGUUGGGGCUCGACCCUCACUGGCUUGGAGAAGCUUACAUGCUGGACUUUCACUGCUAAAGGAAGGUUUGUUAUGGAGAAUAGGGGAUGGAAAACAGGUAAGAAUCUGGGAAGAUAGGUGGCUCCCUCGACCCCAUUUCCUUGCCCCAAGAAUAGAGGCUGGUGCCCCAACCCAAAGGAAUGUGGUCGCAGAUUUAAUCAACCCUUCCCUAAGGACAUGGAAUGAUCACAGCCUUCAUGAAAUGUUCACUCAGCAAGACAUAGAGGUGAUAAAAACUGUCCCAAUCACUUUGGGUAGUAGGGGUGAUAGGUUGAUUUGGGGUUGCACUCAGAAUGGUCUAUUCUCAGUGAAGAGUGGCUACCAUCUUCACCAAGAAAUCCAUGCUAAUCCUGAGGCUGGCCCUUCUAAGCCAAAGGAUCAAUCUGAGUUAUGGAAGGGUGUUUGGAAGCUGCAGGUCCCAAAUGGGGUUAAGGUGUUCAUUUGGAGGGCUUGCAACGAGGGCCUACCUACUCUAGCCAACUUGAAAAGAAGGAAGAUUGUUGCUGAAAGUACCUGCCCAAUCUGUGGUCGUGUAGAGGAGACAGCAGACCAUGCCCUCUGGAGUUGCAGUGCAGCUCGAGAUGUCUGGUGCCAAGCAAGCAAGCCAAUCCAAAAACUCUCUCUAGAGGUAGGAUCCUUCAAGGAAGUCUGGCAGCAAAUAACAGAUAAGUUACCAGCAGCAAGAAUUGAGGAAGUAGGCUCGAUUAUGAGGCUUAUAUGGACAAGAAGAAAUGAAGUGGUGCAUGGGAAGGCUUUCAGGCAUCCCAACUCAAUACUAGUUAAGGCCCAGGAUGAUCUCUACUGCUACAAGUUGGCAAUUCAGGGUCGUGUGAGUUGCAGGGCUGCAGAGACAUCUAAGUGUCCUCAGAAAUGGAUUACACCACCUGUGGGAGAAUACAAACUGAACUGGGAUGCUGCCAUCAAUCAACCACUGAACCAAGUAGGGAUUGGGGCUAUUAUUAGAGAUUGCAAUGGCCAGGUGCUUGGGACCAUGCGAGCCAGAAGAGAGUUGAAUCUAUCCCCUUUCACUGCUGAAGCUUAUGCACUGAUGAUGGCUGUCAUAUUCUGUAAAGAAGCUGGUUUCCGGUCUAUCAUCUUCGAAGGUGAUUCACUCAAAGUAGUUGAAGGGAUGCAGAAAAAAGCUAAGGAUUGGAGCCAAGGAGGUUUGAUCAUUGAAGACACUAAGCUUUUGUUACAAGAUCUUGUUAGAUGGAAGUUCUGUCACACAAAGAGGGAUUCAAAUAUGGCAGCCCACUUGCUAGCCAAGAAUGCCCUUCUAAAUGAUUGUGAUCUCUAUGAGUUAGAGGAAAUACCACCUUGUAUUAGACGUGCUGUUAUCUUAGAUGUUUGUAAUAGCAUGAUUUAA